Terrapene triunguis (Three-toed box turtle) is the source of this 8947-nucleotide messenger RNA. It is a transcript of the gene TRIO, whose product is annotated as trio Rho guanine nucleotide exchange factor. Gene Ontology annotation, cellular component: cytoplasm. Gene Ontology annotation, biological process: protein phosphorylation. NCBI's taxonomy places the organism in Eukaryota, Metazoa, Chordata, Testudines, Emydidae. The transcript has 54 exons. The record is from RefSeq and is a predicted model, not a curated record. Bases 1 to 8844 code for a protein of 2947 amino acids. Gene Ontology annotation, molecular function: protein binding; guanyl-nucleotide exchange factor activity; protein kinase activity.
AUGUGGGUGGAUUUUCACAAAGAUGGCAAAAAGUACAUCCCCAACAAAGAGGCCACCCCCUUGCCAAAUUUCAAGUCCCUGCUCAACAGUGGCAGAGAUAAACGUGGAGGCCCCAUUCUAACAUUUCCAGCUCGCAGCAAUCAUGAUAGAAUACGACAAGAGGACCUUAGGAGACUAAUAUCAUACCUAGCUUGUAUCCCUAGUGAAGAAGUUUGUAAACGAGGAUUCACAGUGAUUGUAGACAUGCGUGGAUCUAAAUGGGACUCUAUUAAGCCUCUGCUGAAGAUUUUACAGGAAUCCUUUCCCUGUUGUAUUCAUGUUGCACUGAUAAUCAAGCCGGACAACUUCUGGCAAAAACAGAGGACUAACUUCGGCAGCUCUAAGUUUGAAUUUGAGACUAACAUGGUAUCUCUGGAAGGCCUUACCAAAGUAGUUGACCCCUCUCAACUAACUCCAGAAUUUGAUGGCUGUUUGGAGUAUAACCAUGAGGAAUGGAUUGAAAUCAGAGUUGCCUUUGAGGACUACAUAAGCAGUGCAACCCACAUGCUGUCCAGACUGGAGGAACUGCAGGAUAUAUUGGCUAAAAAGGAAUUGCCUCAGGACUUGGAGGGUGCUCGAAAUAUGAUUGAGGAGCAUUCACAAUUGAAGAAGAAAGUCAUUAAGGCCCCUAUUGAGGACCUUGACUUGGAAGGACAAAAGCUGCUCCAGCGGAUACAGAGCAGUGAAAGUUUCCCCAAAAAGAACUCUGGGUCAGGGAACGCAGACUUGCAGAACCUUUUACCCAAAGUAUCCACCAUGUUGGACCGGCUGCACUCAACUCGGCAGCAUCUGCAUCAGAUGUGGCAUGUGCGGAAGUUGAAACUGGACCAAUGUUUUCAGCUCAGGCUGUUUGAGCAAGAUGCUGAAAAGAUGUUUGACUGGAUCACACACAACAAAGGUCUGUUUCUGAAUAGUUACACAGAGAUUGGAACCAGUCACCCCCACGCUAUGGAGCUGCAGACGCAGCACAAUCACUUUGCCAUGAACUGUAUGAAUGUGUAUGUAAACAUAAACCGCAUCAUGUCAGUAGCAAAUCGUUUGGUUGAGUCUGGCCAUUAUGCUUCACAGCAGAUUAAACAGAUUGCUAGUCAGUUGGAGCAAGAGUGGAAGGCAUUUGCUGCAGCCUUGGAUGAACGAAGCACCUUACUGGAUAUGUCCUCCAUCUUCCACCAGAAAACGGAACAGUACAUGAACAACGUGGAUUCAUGGUGUAAGGCCUGUGGUGAGGUAGAACUUCCUUCUGAACUACAAGAUUUAGAAGAUGCCAUUCAUCAUCAUCAAGGAAUAUAUGAGCAUAUCAGUCUGGCUUACUCAGAGGUGAGCCAAGAUGGGAAGUCGUUACUUGACAAACUUCAGCGACCUUUGACUCCUGGAAGCUCUGACUCGUUAACAGCUUCUGCUAACUACUCCAAGGCAGUGCAUCAUGUCCUGGAUGUCAUCCAUGAAGUACUGCACCACCAGCGACAACUGGAGAACAUUUGGCAGCAUCGGAAGGUCCGCCUGCACCAACGGCUUCAGCUCUGUGUUUUUCAACAGGAUGUCCAACAGGUAUUGGACUGGAUUGAGAAUCAUGGAGAAGCUUUCCUUAGCAAACACACCGGGGUAGGAAAAUCCCUGCAUCGGGCCAGAGCUUUGCAGAAACGCCAUGAAGACUUUGAAGAAGUAGCACAGAACACAUAUACCAAUGCAGAUAAAUUGCUAGAAGCAGCCGAGCAGCUGGCUCAGACGGGGGAGUGUGACCCAGAAGAGAUUUAUCAAGCUGCACAUCAGUUGGAAGACAGAAUACAGGAUUUUGUUAGGCGUGUGGAGCAACGCAAGAUCCUGCUGGACAUGUCUGUGUCUUUUCAUACUCACGUUAAAGAGCUAUGGACGUGGCUCGAGGAGUUACAAAAAGAGCUGCUUGAUGAUGUCUACGCAGAGUCUGUGGAGGCUGUACAAGACUUGAUCAAACGCUUUGGCCAGCAGCAACAGACCACUUUACAGGUUACAGUCAAUGUCAUCAAGGAAGGGGAGGAUCUUAUACAGCAACUAAGGGAUUCUGCCAUUUCUAGUAACAAGACCCCUCACAACAGUUCCAUCAAUCACAUAGAGACAGUACUGCAGCAGCUGGACGAGGCCCAGUCUCAGAUGGAGGAGCUUUUUCAGGAACGCAAGAUCAAGCUUGAACUCUUCCUGCAGCUACGCAUAUUUGAGAGAGAUGCAAUAGAUAUAAUUUCAGACCUUGAGUCGUGGAAUGAUGAGCUUUCUCAGCAGAUGAACGACUUCGACACUGAAGAUCUUACAAUAGCAGAGCAGAGACUCCAGCACCAUGCAGACAAAGCCCUGACCAUGAAUAACCUGACCUUUGAUGUCAUCCACCAAGGACAAGAUCUGCUGCAGUAUGUCAAUGAAGUGCAGGCUUCUGGUGUGGAGCUGCUUUGUGACAGAGAUGUAGAUAUGGCAACUCGUGUUCAGGAUCUGCUGGAAUUUCUUCAUGAGAAACAACAGGAGCUGGACUCAGCAGCGGAACAGCAUCGGAAACACUUAGAACAGUGUGUACAGCUGCGCCACCUGCAGGCUGAAGUCAAACAGGUGCUGGGCUGGAUCCGAAAUGGGGAGUCUAUGUUAAAUGCAGGGCUUAUCACGGCUAGCUCCCUGCAGGAGGCAGAACAGCUGCAAAGGGAACACGAGCAGUUCCAGCAUGCUAUAGAGAAAACACAUCAAAGUGCACUGCAGGUGCAGCAGAAAGCAGAGGCAAUGCUGCAGGCUAAUCAUUAUGAUAUGGAUAUGAUCAGGGACUGCGCUGAGAAAGUUGCUUCUCAUUGGCAGCAGCUGAUGCUCAAGAUGGAGGACCGUCUCAAACUUGUGAAUGCUUCCGUUGCCUUCUAUAAAACAUCAGAGCAGGUGUGCAGUGUGCUGGAGAGUCUGGAGCAGGAAUAUAAGCGGGAAGAAGACUGGUGUGGGGGAGCAGACAAACUGGGUCCCAACUCUGAAACAGAUCACGUGACCCCUAUGAUAAGCAAGCACCUUGAACAAAAAGAAGCGUUCCUGAAGGCUUGUACGCUGGCUCGGAGGAAUGCUGAUGUCUUCCUGAAAUACCUGCACAGGAAUAGUGUAAACAUGCCAGGGAUGAUGACUCACAUCAAAGCUCCUGAACAACAAGUCAAAAAUAUCUUAAAUGAACUCUUCCAGAGGGAGAACCGCGUGCUGCAUUACUGGACAAUGAGAAAAAGGCGCCUUGACCAGUGUCAGCAGUAUGUGGUCUUUGAAAGAAGCGCCAAACAGGCUUUGGAAUGGAUCCAUGACAAUGGAGAGUUUUAUUUAUCCACGCAUACCUCCACUGGUUCCAGUAUCCAUCACACUCAAGAGCUGUUAAAAGAACAUGAAGAAUUUCAGAUCACUGCAAAGCAAACCAAAGAGAGGGUGAAGCUGUUGAUACAGCUGGCUGAUGGCUUUUGUGAAAAAGGGCAUGCCCAUGCAGCAGAGAUUAAAAAAUGUGUCACAGCAGUGGACAAGAGGUACAGAGACUUCUCUCUGCGCAUGGAGAAAUAUAGGACCUCUUUAGAAAAAGCCCUGGGGAUUUCUUCUGAUUCAAAUAAAUCGAGCAAAAGCCUGCAGCUGGAUAUAAUCCCAGCUAGUGUUCCUGGGUCAGAGGUGAAACUGCGCGAUGCUGCUCAUGAGCUUAAUGAAGAAAAGAGAAAAUCUGCCCGCAGGAAAGAGUUCAUUAUGGCUGAGCUAAUUCAGACAGAAAAGGCUUACGUAAGAGACCUCCGGGAAUGUAUGGAUACGUAUCUGUGGGAAAUGACCAGUGGCGUUGAGGAGAUCCCACCUGGUAUUGUAAACAAAGAACACAUUAUCUUCGGAAACAUGCAGGAAAUCUAUGAGUUCCAUAAUAACAUAUUCCUAAAGGAGCUGGAGAAAUACGAACAGUUACCAGAAGAUGUUGGGCACUGCUUCGUAACUUGGGCAGACAAGUUUCAAAUGUAUGUUACGUAUUGUAAAAAUAAGCCAGAUUCUACCCAGCUGAUAUUGGAGCAUGCAGGGGCAUAUUUUGAUGAAAUACAACAGCGACAUGGAUUGGCCAACUCCAUCUCCUCUUACCUUAUCAAACCUGUCCAGAGGAUAACAAAAUAUCAGCUUCUCUUAAAGGAGCUGCUCACCUGCUGUGAAGAAGGUAAAGGCGAGAUUAAAGAUGGUCUGGAGGUGAUGCUUAGUGUGCCAAAGCGAGCCAAUGAUGCCAUGCACCUCAGCAUGCUGGAAGGGUUUGAUGAGAAUAUUGAAUCUCAGGGAGAGCUCAUCCUUCAGGAAUCCUUCCAAGUUUGGGACCCCAAAACUUUAAUCCGAAAGGGUCGUGAGAGGCAUCUCUUCCUCUUUGAGAUGUCCUUGGUCUUCAGUAAAGAGGUGAAGGACUCAAGUGGGAGGAGCAAAUACAUAUACAAGAGCAAACUGUUUACUUCAGAGCUGGGUGUCACAGAGCACGUAGAAGGAGAUCCUUGCAAAUUUGCACUGUGGGUAGGAAGGACACCAACUUCUGACAACAAAAUUGUGCUUAAGGCUUCCAGUAUAGAGAAUAAACAAGACUGGAUCAAGCACAUCCGGGAAGUGAUACAAGAAAGAACCAUUCAUCUGAAAGGAGCAUUGAAAGAGCCAAUCCACAUCCCCAAAACAGCUCCAACAACUAAGCAGAAAGGAAGGAGAGAUGGAGAGGACCUGGACAGUCAGGGAGAUGGCAGCAGCCAGCCUGAUACUAUUUCAAUUGCAUCACGAACUUCCCAGAAUACACUAGACAGUGAUAAGUUGUCAGGUGGCUGCGAGUUGACUGUGGUCAUCCAUGACUUCACAGCAUGCAACAGCAAUGAGCUAACAAUCCGCCGUGGUCAGACAGUGGAGGUUCUAGAGAGGCCACAUGACAAGCCCGACUGGUGUCUGGUACGAACCACAGAUCGAUCCCCUGCUGCAGAAGGGCUAGUUCCUUGUGGGUCGCUCUGCAUUGCCCACUCUAGAAGCAGCAUGGAGAUGGAGGGUAUCUUUAAUCACAAAGACUCUCUUUCAGUCUCCAGUAACGAUGCCAGUCCUCCUGCCUCCGUAACAUCACUUCAGCCCCAUAUGAUUGGUGCACAGAGCUCCCCAGGCCCCAAACGCCCUGGCAACACUCUGAGGAAAUGGCUUACCAGUCCAGUGAGGCGCCUUAGCAGUGGGAAGGCAGAUGGGCAUGUCAAGAAAUUGGCCCAUAAGCCUAAGAAGAGUAGAGAGGUCCGCAAAAGUGCUGAUGCUGGCUCUCAGAAGGACUCAGAUGACAGUGCUGCUACGCCGCAGGAUGAAACCAUUGAAGAGGCACUGGAAGAUCGUCCAAGUUCACUGUUGGUAGACCAAGGUGACAGCAGCAGUCCAUCUUUCAACCCUUCAGACAACUCCCUUCUCUCUUCCUCGUCACCCAUAGAUGAAAUGGAAGAAAGGAAAUCCAGCUCUUUAAAAAGACGACACUAUGUCUUACAGGAAUUAGUGGAGACGGAGCGAGAUUACGUCCGAGAUCUGGGUUAUGUAGUUGAGGGUUACAUGGCACUUAUGAAAGAAGAUGGUGUACCUGAUGACAUGAAGGGGAAAGACAAGAUUGUAUUCGGCAACAUUCACCAAAUUUACGACUGGCACAGAGACUUCUUUUUAGGAGAAUUGGAGAAGUGCCUUGAAGAUCCAGAAAAACUGGGAUACCUCUUCGUUAAGCAUGAGAGAAGGUUGCACAUGUACAUAGUUUACUGCCAAAACAAACCAAAGUCUGAGCACAUUGUCUCGGAAUACAUUGAUACAUUUUUUGAGGACUUGAAGCAGCGCCUGGGCCACAGACUUCAGCUCACAGACUUGCUAAUAAAACCAGUGCAGAGAAUUAUGAAAUACCAAUUGUUACUCAAGGACUUCCUCAAAUACUCUAAAAAAGCUAACCUUGACACAACAGAACUAGAGAGAGCUGUAGAGGUCAUGUGCAUAGUACCGAAACGGUGCAACGACAUGAUGAAUGUUGGCCGCCUUCAAGGAUUUGAUGGUAAAAUUGUAGCCCAGGGUAAACUCCUGCUGCAGGACACAUUCCUGGUCACAGACCAGGACACGGGACUUCUGCCACGUUGCAAAGAAAGGCGGGUCUUCCUGUUUGAGCAGAUUGUCAUAUUCAGUGAGCCACUAGAUAAAAAGAAAGGUUUCUCCAUGCCGGGAUUCUUGUUUAAAAACAGUAUCAAGGUGAGUUGUCUUUGCCUGGAGGAAAACGUGGACAGUGAUCCAUGUAAAUUUGCACUAACAUCAAGAACAGGGGAUGUCUUGGAGACCUUUGUUUUGCAUUCUGCCAGUCCAGGCGUACGCCAAUUGUGGAUCCAUGAAAUCAACCAAAUUCUGGAAAACCAGCGUAAUUUUUUGAAUGCCUUGACAUCACCAAUUGAGUAUCAGAAGAACCACAGUAGCGGUGGCGGUGGCAGCAGCAACAGCAGCGGCCCCAGCAGCUGUAGCGGAAUUACCAGCUCCAGCCGUAGCAGGCCCUCCCGGAUCCCCCAGCCUGUCAGACACCAUUCCCCAGUCCUGGUCUCCUCUGCAGCCUCCGCCCAAGCAGAGGCAGACAAGAUGUCAGGUAUGUCCAUUCAUAAUCCCUCCCUGCCACCCCACAGCACAUCCCUAGAGACUGGCCUCAGCCAGCCAGCCAGGCACCCUCCCAUUGCAGAACCGGAUGGUCCUGAGAAAGCCGCUGAGCAGAUUCCCAAGAUGAAAGUUAUUGAGAGCCCCAGGAAGACAGCUGGAAACGUUUCUGGGUCAGCAGACGGAGCCCAGAAAGAAUUGCGUGGGAGCUCGGAGGACAAUCGCUCAAGGAGCAGCAUAGGAUCUCUGACGCUCGGGAAGCCAAGGCCAGGAGCCAUCUCUCCAAUGAACUCUCCUCUCUCAACGACUUUCCCUUCUCCUUUUGGCAAGGAAACCUUUCCACCCAGCAGUCCCCUGCAAAAGGGCUCCUUUUGGAGCUCCAUCCCAGCAUCCCCUGCCAGCCGCCCUGGCUCCUUCACUUUCCCUGGGGACAAUGACUCCCUCCAGCGCCAGGUCCACCGCCACUCUUCACACAGCAAGGACACAGACCGCAUGAGCACAUGCUCCUCGACCAGCGAGCAGUCAGUUCACUCCACCCAAAGUAAUGGGAGUGAAAGUAGCAGCAGUAGCAAUAUCUCCACCAUGCUGGUGACACACGAUUACACGGCAGUGAAGGAGGAUGAGAUAAAUGUCUACCAAGGAGAGGUCGUGCAAAUUCUAGCCAGCAACCAACAGAACAUGUUUUUGGUGUUCAGAGCCGCCACUGACCAGUGCCCUGCAGCCGAGGGCUGGAUUCCCGGCUAUGUCUUGGGGCAUACCAGUGCAGUCAUCAUUGACAACCAUGAUGGAACAAUCAAGAAGUCAACAUCUUGGCACACAGCACUCCGUUUAAGGAAGAAAUCUGAGAAAAAAGAUAAAGACGGCAAAAGGGAAGGCAAGCUAGAAAAUGGUUAUCGCAAAUCCCGAGAAGGACUUGCCAACAAGGUUUCCGUGAAGCUUCUCAACCCCAACUACAUUUAUGACGUUCCCCCAGAGUUUAUAAUACCAUUGGGUGAGGUCACAUGUGAGACAGGAGAGACCAUCGUUUUUAGGUGUAAAGUCUGUGGUCGCCCGAAAGCUUCAGUAACUUGGAAGGGUCCUGAUCAUAACACCCUAAGCAAUGACAGUCACUACAGCAUUUUGUACAGUGAUUUAGGAGAGGCAUCCUUGAAAAUCAUUGGUGUGACCACAGACGACGAUGGUAUCUAUACCUGUAUAGCUGCAAACGAUAUGGGUUCGGUUUCAUCUUCAGCCAGUCUUCGAGUUUUAGGUCCUGGAAGUGAUGGGAUCAUGGUAAUCUGGAAAGACAACUUUGAUUCCGUGUACAGUGAAGUGGCUGAACUUGGCAGGGGCAGGUUUUCUGUUGUUAAGAAAUGUGAUCCGAAGGGAACCAAGCGAGCAGUGGCCACUAAGUUUGUGAACAAGAAGUUGAUGAAACGAGACCAGGUUACCCAUGAACUCGGAGUCAUGCAGAAUCUCCAGCAUCCCCAGCUCAUUGGCCUUCUAGAUACCUUUGAGACUUCCACCAGCUACGUCCUAGUAUUAGAGAUGGCUGACCAGGGUCGCCUUCUAGACUGUGUUGUGCGAUGGGGAAACCUCACUGAAGGGAAGAUCAGGCUCUAUCUGGGAGAGAUUCUGGAAGCUGUACAGUAUCUUCACAACUGCAGAAUAGCACACCUGGACCUAAAGCCUGAAAACAUUCUGGUGGAUCAGAGCUCAGCUAAGCCAACAAUAAAACUGGCUGACUUUGGAGAUGCCGUCCAGCUCAAUACCACCUAUUAUAUCCACCAGUUACUCGGGAACCCAGAGUUUGCAGCUCCUGAAAUUAUCCUCGGAAAUCCUGUCUCCCUCACCUCAGAUGUUUGGAGCAUUGGAGUGCUCACAUAUGUCCUUCUUAGUGGCGUCUCUCCUUUCCUGGAUGAAAGUGUAGAGGAAACUUGCCUGAAUAUUUGCCGCUUAGACUUUAGUUUCCCAGAUGAUUACUUCAAAGGAGUUAGCCAAAAGGCCAAAGAUUUUGUAUGUUUCCUACUUCAGGAUGACCCAGCUAAGCGUCCUUCUGCUGCAUUGGCCCUUCAAGAGCAAUGGCUGCAGCUGGGGAAUAGCAAAAAUGUUGACAGCAUUGACAUAUCCAGACUGACUUCGUUCAUUGAGCGGCGAAAACACCAGAAUGAUGUUCGACCCAUUCGUAGCAUUAAAAACUUCUUACAGAGCAGGCUCUUGCCAAGAGUUUGACCUCGCUUGAAAUUCUCUCUCAUUCUCUUUCACCUGCCAAUCAGACUGGAGAUAGAAAUCUCCUGCCAAUCAGCUGUUGACUUGAAUUUUGGAGAAAAAAAAA